Messenger RNA from Parathielavia appendiculata, 1512 nucleotides. RefSeq names its product Metallo-dependent hydrolase. Gene Ontology annotation, molecular function: adenosine deaminase activity. Gene Ontology annotation, biological process: adenosine catabolic process; inosine biosynthetic process. The record is from RefSeq and is a predicted model, not a curated record. The transcript is spliced from 5 exons. Lineage: Eukaryota; Fungi; Ascomycota; Sordariomycetes; Sordariales; Chaetomiaceae. The coding region runs from base 1 to 1512 and encodes 503 amino acids.
AUGGUGGCGAUAACCGAUGACGAAUGGGCCGACUUCGUCGCUCACGAGCUCCCUAACGUAUCCGACCCUGUCAUACAAAAGUACCUUGAGAGCCGUCGCGCCCUGAUAGCCGAACAACAAAAGCGUCGAAGCGUCCACCUCAAAGAGCUGCUGACCACGGGACAGACUAUUCCUUCCGCAAGAGCGCUCAAAUCGUGGAGAAUCAUCAGGCGCAUGCCCAAAGGCGCACUGCUCCGCACACACUGCUGUUCCCUGGCAGAUAUCGACCACCUCAUCGAGACUGCUCUUGAAAUUCCAGGAGUGAGCAUCUCGUGCCCAACCAGCCAUCUCGCCACUGUCGCGGCCAGGAAGGAGACAGGGUUAUGCAUCCGAUUCAGGGGCAUGGAGGACCCUGACGACUGCUCACUCUGGGCUCACGACUACACGCCGGGCACGUUCAUGUCCUUGACCAAGGCAGCCGGCAGUUACCCCGAAGGAGGCAGACAGGGAUUCGUGGAGUGGUUGAAAGGGAGGUGCAGGAUGUCUGGGCCAUCCUCCGGCGACUCCGACUUGACGGGCCUCAUGCUCUUCUAUGAGCCCAUCUGGCGAGCAUUCCUCCAGCGGUUGAUGACCAACCUGGUCGAAGAAGGCAUCGCUUGGCUGGAGCUGCGGCUCACAUUCCCGUUAGUCUAUUACCGUGAGGGAUCGGAAGUACCGGAACCCGACUACGACCACAUGUUCCAGACGGUUGGAGAGGAGGUGGCCAGAUUCCAGGCCACCGACCCAGGCAGACGGUUUUGGGGCCUACGCGUGAUAUGGUCGACGAUGCGCAACCAGGAUCCACGGUUGAUCAUCGAGAGCGCCGACGACUGCAUCGCAACCAAGCUUGUGUGGCCGCAUCUCGUGGCCGGGUACGAUCUCGCUGACUCCGAAGACCUGGGCAGGCCGCUAGCGGACCUCCUCCCGGAGCUAUUUUGGUUUCGCAAACAGUGCGCCGUCGAAAAGGUGCAGAUCCCCUUUUUCCUCCGUGCGGGAGGAUGUCGUGGUAAUUACGACACACACGCCACCGGAGAAGGCGACAUCGUCGACGCCCUCCUCCUGGGAGCGCGGCGAAUUGGGCACGCCACGUCUCUCCACAGACACCCCCGCCUCGUCGAAGCCGUCCGCGACAGACGCAUCCUGGUAGAAGUCCGCCCGGUAUCCGAGAAAGGGCGCGAUCCGUCAGCGGACGUGGCCAUGCAUCACGGUCUCCGGGCCCUGCUGGCACAGGGCGUGCCGUGCGCCCUAUGCGACGAUGAUUCCGGAAUCCUGCCCAGACUGAAUCGGAACGUUGGCUCACGAAUGACGGACAUCUUCUGGCAGGUACUCCACGCUUGGGAGGAAAGCGACCUAGCCACGCUGGGAUCACUGGCUGAGAAUAGUGUGCGUUGGGCCGCCUUUGAGGAUCAGGACUUACAGAUCUGGUACGCUGACGAAAAUAAACUUGUUCAAGGGCAAAAGAUAUCCGGGCAGCAAGCGUGGGGUCGGGGGUGA